Olea europaea var. sylvestris is the source of this 1960-nucleotide messenger RNA. RefSeq lists its product as uncharacterized. Bases 407 to 1810 code for a protein of 467 amino acids. The transcript has a single exon. Lineage: Eukaryota; Viridiplantae; Streptophyta; Magnoliopsida; Lamiales; Oleaceae. The record is from RefSeq and is a predicted model, not a curated record. Gene Ontology annotation, molecular function: methyltransferase activity.
UUUUUGCUCAAUAUCCGUUGGUUUCCUUCGCGAGAUUUCUGCCAUGUUUAAGCCUUCAAAAAUAUAAAUUUUCGUUGUUUAAAAAGUAAAAAUCUUAGCAUAUGCGAUAUUCCAGCUCUUUAAGCGAAGUUUUCUUGCAGCUCUUUGGGUUCGGUAUGAUCCACUCUCACUUAUUUUCCUAAACUUACAUUUUCGUGCAUUUUCGUACAUUUCAUUUCCAGCCUAAUUACACGCUCAUCCGAAUUCUUGAACUAAAGAGUCAAGACCGGUUCGAAUCUCUUAGCUUCUUGAUUCAAUGAUUUCGACUUUACUUACGUAGUUCCUAGCAAGAGAAGAAAAAGAUUCAACAUCAAGUUAAUUUUUUACCUUUAUUUUGGUAUAGAAAUCUUUGUUAGUAUCCAAGGUAAUGAAUAUGGGGAAAUCAUGCUUCCCCAGGUGUAGACUGGGGAGAAUGAUGGGUUGGAUUCAGAUUAUAUUGGGAAUGCUUGUUAUAAUUGUGAGUAUAUCAAGUUUAUCUAGAUUCUAUUCUGCUGGUUUUUUCUUGCACAAUGAGGAUAUGUGCCGCCAUUUUUACGGUUUCAAGGAUUUUUACGAGGGAAUUGAUGUUAAAGCGUUAACAGCUCGGGUUGAGGAAGUGCUUAACAAGAUGGAGAGACUGCAGGACAAGCUCGAAUUGACUGUGCAACAGAUGGAGAAGAACAAAGAAAACUUACACAAAAGCAGCAUUUCAAGCUUCGAGUAUAAGAAGUUUUUGGAGGCCGAGGUAAUUAGGCCGCUCUAUAGUGCCCAUAUCGCUCUUAGGCAAAUUCGUUUGCCAAGAAUUGAAAAUGGAACGCUUGUUGAAGAUCCCUUGAUUAAUAAUUUCGUGAUUGAGGAGAUUCGGAAGUAUAUAUCGCCUAAAGAGAACAGAGUUGGGAAGAUCAAUAUAUAUGGAACGGGGAAGAUAUACAACACGAUAGGGCACGCGUGUGUGUCAAUGAAGAAGGAAUUGGAAGAGUAUAUGGAGUAUGACAUUGGUUCUUAUUGUAAAGAUGAUUGGAAUUUAGCACAAAAGCUUAUGAUUCAUGGGUGUGAUCCAUUGCCCCGAAGGAGAUGCUUAACACGAGCUUCUAAGCUAUACUUGAAGCCUUAUUCGAUUAACGGGUCACUUUGGAGAAUUCCUGAUGGUAGAAAUGUUAGAUGGAGCAACUAUCAAUGCCGGAAUUUUGAGUGCCUAGCUAGCAAGAACCCGAGGCGCGGCUAUUCCAAAUGCACCGGGUGUUUUGAAAUGGAAAAGGAGAGGCUUAAAUGGGUUACCAACACCUCACUUCCCAUAGAUUUUAUGAUAAAAGAUGUUUUGGCUAUUAAACCAGGGGAGAUGAGAAUCGGACUCGACUUUGGUGUUGGUACAGGAACAUUUGCUGCUCGAAUGAGAGAGCUUGAUGUCACAAUUGUAUCGACUGCGCUCAAUCUCAGGGCACCUUUCAAUGAAAUGAUUGCACUUAGAGGUCUAAUUCCUUUGUACGUGACACUGAAUCAACGGCUGCCAUUUUUCGACAACACGUUGGACUUGAUCCACACCGCCGGAUUCAUGGAUGGCUGGAUUGAUUUACAACUCUUGGAUUUUAUUCUUUUCGACUGGGAUCGAAUCUUAAGGCCUGGAGGAUUACUUUGGAUCGAUCGGUUCUUUUGUCUAAGGAAAGACUUGGAUGACUUCAUGUACAUGUUCUUGCAAUUCAGAUACAGAAAACACAAAUGGUCCAUUGCUCCAAAAUCUAACGAUCAAGUUUAUCUAUCUGCUUUGCUAGAGAAACCACCGAGAUCUUUGUGAUGAUACCGGUUCAUCAAAUCUCAACCAUUUAUCACGAAUCAUCGAAAACCCGUUCUCUAUCUGUUUCUUUGAUUUCUAUGUAAUGUAUGGUAUCAGAGAGACAGUAUGUCUAUGUUGAAAGAAUAAUAGAUGAUUUUUGUUUGGUAGUCA